Molecule: messenger RNA, 5740 nt
Organism: Elgaria multicarinata webbii
Lineage: Eukaryota; Metazoa; Chordata; Lepidosauria; Squamata; Anguidae
Gene: PLEKHG4B
Product: pleckstrin homology and RhoGEF domain containing G4B
Exons: 23
Coding region: 239-5566 (1775 amino acids)
Molecular function (GO): guanyl-nucleotide exchange factor activity
Source: RefSeq, a predicted model, not a curated record
UUUAGUCUGUUCUCACGGUCUGAUCAAGUGUGCAACUGGCAGGGCAGAAAAUGUCCUGAGAACAUUUAGGGAGUGUGUAAAAUUCACAUGCAAAAGAGAGUGAAGGGGAUCUGGUAGACACGUCAAGUGAAAUUAUUAGGAGGGCAUUGGACUUGAGUUACAGUCUGCAUUGUCUUGACACAGUUGAUUUUAUGGACUCCUUUCUUUGUUUUGAAAUCUGAACAGAGGAGAUGUCAUUAUGAAUCACCGAGCUGCAGCUCCAAAGACAAGAAGUGAUAAUUAUCUGAGCAUAAAGGACUCUGAAUCCCUUGAUACCUAUAUCCAGAAUACACUUUCCUCUCUAUAUCCACCAUUUGAGGCCACCGCUGCCACUGUUCUGUGGCAGCUUUUCAGCAUUGUUGAAAAAUGUUAUCAUGGAGAUGGUCUCAGAUGUCUAAUUGAUUUCCUUGUUCCUGCCAAGAGAGUCUUACAGUGUAUCCAGCGGGAAACCUGUGGCAAUUAUACUGGCCUCAUUUUCUAUCAUGAAGGGUGGCCGUUGUGCAUCCAUGAGAAAGUCAUAGUCCAGUUGGCAUCUCUCCACAAAGUCCGUUUAAAACCGGGGGAUUUUUACUUCCAGAUUGUGCCCUUGGGAAAACAGUCGGCCAAUCUAGUAUUAAAAUGUCUCUCCAGACAUGGGCAUGGAAUGGAAGAACUUAUUGUACCUGAAACCAUGUAUAGAUAUAUUUUCACGACAGAGUUUUUGGAAAAUGUAAAUUGUGAAUGGAAUGGCUGUCCUUUGCAGAGCUGCUUGCUGACCACAGGUCCAGCUAUAUAUAGGACUCCUUGGAAAAAUAUUGUGAAUCCUAUCUUUGUUCCUACAACUGAAACAAUUCUGCAAAAAUACCCCAAUAACUCUCUUCCUGAAAAGUUAAUCAGCAGGAGUUCUGGUGCUGAAGCCAUGACACAGACCAUGGAAAGUAGCAGCUCUCAUGAGAGUUCUACUUCGAAUGAGACCUGUUGUACUGUGAGAGAGGUACCACUCGCAGAAAACAGUGGAAAUCAAGGCAAUAAUGAUUCUAGUCUAUGUCAUGAACUUGGAAGCAAGGCUGAAAUACAAAGCGCAGAAACCCCUGAUGAGAAUGAAAUGGGAGAUGACAUGCAUUCAAGAGCACUUUCUGAGGGAUCCCCACAUACAGACUCCAAUGCAGCGAAAGUCAACGAGGAGCCAAAAGAGGCAUUUGAAUUGACUCCUGCCUUUUGUAAAGACAUUGUAUCAACUUCUCCCAUAGUGAAAAGGAAUGGCACCAGAAGCAUAGCUUUCAGUACAGACUUGAGCAGCCCACAUCAAAGAGAAAGGGAUUCUUUGUACUUUGAAACAAAACGCUUGUUUAGAAAGUCAUACAUAGAAGCUCUGCAAAACCCAAUGAUCCUGGGUUCCAGCUCUGAGGAAUCCAUUGCAGAAGAAGAACCUCCAGAGCAUGUAGCAAACUUGGUCCACGUGGACGAUGAUUCCAGGGUUGCUGAGAAAAUACAUGAAAAUAAUGUUCAGCAAGAAAGCUUUUGGUCUGAAAGACAAUCGAAACAGGAGGAUACAAGAGAGGGGACCGUUAGAUUUGCGGAUCAUUCCCAGGCUUCUGAAAAACUGCCUGUAACUCAUAAAACGUCUCCAACAGCAGGUUGCAGGUCAGAGUCAAGAAGAUCACGAUCUUUAGAUAGGACACAUAAGAGUUCACAGACUAAAGAUUAUAAACCCAGUGGGUUAUCAUAUGGAGUCUUAAAUGCAAAUUCCCCCAAAAUAAUAAAUGGGCAUUUUAUACAGCCGGAGAAACUGGAUUCACGUGUUAAUGAAUUCACCUCUACCAAAAGCAAAGAGGAUGAAGUGUUUUCUCCAGAGCCAAAAGACUCCAGAACUGAUUUCCGGGAUUGUGAGUCUAAUGCAAAUGUGUCACCUCUGUUGCCGCGCCAUGGGAAUGAACUGCUGUCUACAAACCCCGGGGAUCCUGACCACUUCUUACCAAACCAGUUGCUUGAUGUGAAUCAAGAAUUGCUGCAGUCUGGAGUCAUUGCUCUAUGUGGGAACAGGGAUCGUGUUGGAAGAGCUGUGGUACAGGUCUGCAUAAAAAAUGGUGCCUGGUUAAGUGAAUAUUCCAGAUUCAACGAGAUCACACAACUACUAGUAUAUUUCUACAAUAUUCCCAGAAAGGAUGUCCGUGCUUUGGGGCUGGUUAUUUUAGUGGAUGCUCGCAAGAAUCAGAAUGCACCUGCCCUUUUCAAAGCUUUGGCAGCGUUACAGAUUGCUAUUCCCCAUUCCAUUCACAGUGUUCUGAUACUGACUAACAAGGAAUCUGCUUUUAGGCCUGACAAAGAUGUCACAUUGCAGUGUGAAGUUCUCACAUCACUGAAGGCUUUGCAUAGAUUCAUUGAUUGCACCCAACUGACAACAGAGUUUGAUGGAACAUUCCCUUACAAUCAUAAUGACUGGAUAUGCUUCCGAAGAAAACUUGAGCCGUUCAUUACAAACUGCAAAGAGGCUGUUGUUUUCUUGCAAUACUCAGUAUGUUCACUCAACAGUACCCAAAUGCCAACUACAGCACGAGAGGUGAAUGACUUAAUGAACAAACACAAGACAAUGAUGAAACUUGUUCUGGAAGAUGAGCUAUUGGUGGCCUUAAGACUUGAGGGUGGGACGAUCCUUGCAAGGCUUAGGAAGGAGGAAUUUUGCAAUACAGAAGAUUAUCGAGAUGCUAUGAAGACUAUUACGAAGCUAUAUAAUCAAGUAGAUGAGGAAGUUCAUAGGCUGGUUCUGUUGUCUAAUAAAUGCUUGCAACAACUAGAGAAUCUCUUGGGAAUGAGAAAAUUUGAAGAAGGUUGUGAUCAGAUAAAAGUCUGGUUUGAAAAUGAGAGUGACAAAUAUCUUGGACCUUUGGAUCAAGAAAAGCUUUCAGCUGAAAAUCUAAAAACAAAGUGGGAAGAAUUCCUAGUUUUCAGUGAAAAAGCAAUGCAGUGUUCCCAGAAAGGGCUACAGCUCAUAAAGGAGAAUUCUUCAUUAAAAUCUGAAGAAGAAUUUCAGGUCUUCAGUAGGUAUCUGAGCAGUAUCACCAUUCAAACAGAGAAGAGGAGAAGUGAGCUGGAGACGUUGGUCAAGCUAUAUGAAUUUUAUGAAACAGCUCACAAGUGGAUGGUUCAUUGUAAUGAGUAUCUUAAGCAACUUUCAGCGGAGGCCAAAUAUUCUCAAUCUGUAGUUCAGUCUCUGCAAAGGUACCACCAAGAAGCUACAAAGGUUUCUGCAGAAAACUUCCAGAAAGCCAGUGAGGUUAUAACUGCACUGGGUAACAAGGAGAUUGAACUGAAACAAUGGAAUAUUUUAUGGCUCAAAUGUCAGCAGACCAGGCACCACUUAGAAGAGGAGCUUUCAAAAGCAGUUAAAGGUUCCAGCAAAGAAGGAACCAGCAGUGCUCUCAAGGACAUUGACUGGAAAGGUAGCCAUUAUCUGGGCAGCAAAUCUGGAACACAAUACAGCCAUUUGUAUAACCUUUGUUCUAGCACUGAUGAUGAUAACAUUUGGGAUAGUAAUACAUUUCAACAUGGCAGUCCGCCUGGGGAUGUAUCUUCUGUUUUAAUUCAGGAAGAUACCACUCAAAGCAUAGAUAAGUGUUCUCCCAUUAAACCUUCAGUGUCACAAAUGCUUACUCCACUGUUAGGUAGGUUUCAAAAGACCACCCGUGUUUCAGAGGAUUUGGACAACAUUUCUACUUGCUACUCAGAGCCAAUCCAGGCACCUGCCACCCGCCAGAGGAAACACCCACUCAAGAAGAUCAUGAAGAAGACACAAAGCUUCGAGUUGACCCGACAUGAGAGCAAUCACUGUGACUUGCAUCACCAUGGAUACACUGGAGUUUACAUAAAAGGACUGGAGGUAGCCAGUAACGUUGCUGCCGAGAAGAGAAAUACGCACCGUUCAAAUAUGAAAAGUCCUUUGGUUUGUAGAAAUCGCAGUUUAUCAUCUCCAUCAAGAAUCCACCACACGGAGGAGGAAGAAGACAAGAAAAGAGGGGGAAGUAAAGUGAACCACAUAAUGGAUGAGAUGAUCACCACAGAAAGAGAAUAUGUCAGAUCCUUAGGCUAUAUCAUCGACAGCUAUUUCCCAGAAAUGGAAAGAGAUGACUUACCUCAGGAUUUGCGAGGGAAGCGGAACAUUAUCUUUGGAAAUUUGGAAAAACUCUACGAUUUCCAUUGUCACUAUUUCCUGAAAGAACUGGAACAUUGUACAGACGUCCCACUGCGGGUUAGCCACUGUUUUCUCAGACAUGAAGAAGAGUUUGGGAUGUAUGCAUUGUAUAGCAAGAACAAGCCACAGUCAGACACUUUGCUAAUAAGCCAUGGAAAUACCUUCUUUAAAAAUAAGCAACAGGAAUUGGGUGAUAAAAUGAAUCUGGCUUCUUAUCUGCUGAAACCUAUCCAAAGAAUGAGCAAAUAUGCACUCCUUUUGAAGGAUCUGAUCAAGGAAUGUUCGGCUGGUCAAGAGCAGGAGCUCAGCACCCUCCGGGCUGCUGAAGAAAUGGUCAGGUUUCAACUUCGCCAUGGGAAUGAUUUGCUUGCAAUGGAUGCCAUCAGAGGUUGUGAUGUCAAUCUGAAAGAACAAGGACAACUGAGGUGUCAGGAUGAGUUUAUCGUGUCCUGUGGCAGAAAGAAGUAUUUGAGACAUGUCUUCCUGUUUGAAGACCUCAUCUUGUUCAGUAAAACAAAAAAGAUUGAUGGGGGAUAUGACAUUUACAUGUACAAACAGUCGUUUAAGACAGCUGAGAUUGGAAUGACGGAGAACGUUGGAGAAAGUGGCCUGCGAUUUGAAAUCUGGUUUCGAAGGAGAAGAAAAUCCCAAGAUACCUACAUCCUGCAAGCAAAUUCAGCAGAAACUAAGGUUGUAUGGACGAACAUCAUAGGAAAGAUUCUUUGGAGGCAAGCCUUGAGAAACCGAGAACUCCGAAUGCAAGAAAUGGUGUCUAUGGGCAUAGGGAAUAAACCAUUCAUGGAUAUCAAGCCCAGUGAUGCAGCUAUAAGCGAUCGAGCAAUAGACUAUAUAAUGAAAGGAACAGAGUCAAGGACUCGGGCCUCCAUUGCCGUUUCUUCAUUUGACCACUCUGCACCCUUUAAGAGGCCCCAUUCCACCAUCUCAAACAGCAGUACAUCUUCCUCAAGCAGCCAGUCCUCCUCUUCCAUCCUGGGUUCACUAAACCUGCACAUAUAUUCUACCCCAUCUCAUCCGGGCUUGGCAGGGCCACCCUUCUACCACUGGUCGUACGAUGUUGGGACCUGUAUUGAGGAAGAUGAGCUGGAACAGGAAAUUGGAAGCCAGCCCUCCAUGAUUACAGAGAACUCUGAGUCGUCCCAGUGUACGUCAAGUGAGAGCGCAAGUGGUUUCAGCAGCCCCGUCCAGGCUGGGUUCUCUCCACUCCUUACCGAGACAUUUCUGGAUGCAGAUUCUAAGCCUCCAUUGCAAUGCACUUCUCCUGCCCUCUCUGAGAAGAGCCUCAGACCAAAACCCAGCAGUCAGUAUAUCCCAGCUGCUGAUUUGGCUCAGAAUAUAUAAUAAAGACGAUGGAAACAUGAACAAUCCUACAACACUGCUUCUGGGUGACAUUCUUCUGUACGUCCAAGAAAGAAACAUAUCCUUAUUUGUAUGAAAGAGAUAUAGUUUUCAAUGUUUUUUUCACUUGGAUCUAAUUUUUUAUGUAUAGCUGUUGAGAUGUAGAUGUUACUAUAU